UCUAGAUUGGCUGGAAAUCCAGGCCAUUCUCAGUUGGUAGUCAAAAUGAAGGCGUUUGCACUAGUAUUGUUUUCACAUGUCUUUUUUAAUCAUGUGUUUGCAUGGAAAGAGCCGAAGCCAUUCAACUACACAAAAAUGUCGGCGAACUUGGACAACCCAAACUUCAUAAGGGAUCGUUUUAAAAAUGAGGUCUACAAGCCGAUGAUGCCGACGAACUUUCGGGAACGCUUCACCCGGCCUUUCGCGCCUGCCUGGAUGGAUUACUGCGACCCCUAUCACUGCAAUGACUACCACAAGGUGGCCUGCGGCAUAAACCGAAGACAUCGCGUGUUCAAAUGGUUCCAGAGCGGUUGCCACAUCCUUCUCAACAACGAGUGCGCCGACUUUAGAGGCAACCUGAAGUACGACCAAACCGACACGAAAUUCUGCCAUGCCUUCAUACUGAACGUCCGGCAAGGCUGCCGCGACUGCGAACCGGACGACAAAUUGGUCUGCGCCGUCAGUCUGGUGGACAACCAUGUUACACUCUUCAGAGACCGAUGCGCACUGCAGUCUACCAACUGCGAAUCUAACACAUUCGACGAAUACGAGGAAGUGGACAUGGGACUCUGCGUGUUCUACUUAAAGGAAAAGGCGUUGAAAAUAAACAUGGGUACAUACUUAGGACUUUUAUUUGCUCAUAGAUGGUAG
This is a messenger RNA of Cydia fagiglandana, 690 nucleotides long. RefSeq lists its product as uncharacterized. The record is from RefSeq and is a predicted model, not a curated record. NCBI's taxonomy places the organism in Eukaryota, Metazoa, Arthropoda, Insecta, Lepidoptera, Tortricidae. Bases 46 to 690 code for a protein of 214 amino acids. The transcript has 8 exons.